CACAAGGCUAAGGCAGGGGUCUUAUUUAUUAUUGUAAUUCCCAUUUUUUUCAUAUAGUACAACAUGCAAACUUUGUUUUGUUUCUCUGAUACAUAAAGCCCACUGUGUCUGCAUUUAUUGGCCAAUCGGCGCGUCAGAGCGGAAAACACGGGAGCGGAGGAACGCGCGGCGCGCAGGGGUUGCGCACGGAGAGGACGUAGCUACGACACUGGCGGAGCGAGAGAGGCGCGACUACGACCGAGAGGAUGCAGUAGAAAAAAAAAAAGCCCCCCCCCCCCAGUAUCCCAGCUAAAUUCCACGGCCCGGGCGAUCAUCCAGCAGCGACCGGUGAAGAUGAGCGUGAAGCAGGCUGCGAACGAAGGCAGGGUGGAGGGAGGCAAAGGCAGUGUGGGCGACAGCGGCUCAUCGAAGCUUCAGCAGUGCGCUCAGCCCCCCAACAGCAGCGGUGGGAGCAGUGGCCGGACCAGAGACGCCAGAUACCAGCAGCUGCAGCAGCAGAGGCAUCAUGGUGGGUCGAUGCUGAAGCAACCGUCUCACAACGAGCCGGCCGACGUGGUGAGGCGGGCGCUGGACUUCAAGUGCCAGGGCACCCAGUGCUACAAGGACAAGAAAUACCGAGAGGCGAUCGGCAAGUACCACCGCGCUCUGCUGGAGAUCAAGGGGCUGUGCAGGGUGCUGGGGGAUCCGGACGCCGGCUCCAAGUCCCCGUGCCCCCUCCUCCCGACCAUCAGCAAGCCCAGCACGCUGACCGACGAGCAGAAGGGGGCGAUGGAGAAAGCCGAGCUGGAGUGUUACAACAGCCUGGCAGCAUGCCUUUUGCAAAUGGAGCUGGUGAACUAUGAACGGGUGAAGGAAUAUUGCCUGAAAGUGCUUCAUAAGGAGGGAAAGAACUUCAAAGCUCUCUACCGGUCUGGCGUGGCCUAUUACCACCUUGGAGACUUUCAGAAGGCCCUCUACUACCUGAAGGAGUCACACAAGCAGGAGCCAUCAGACACCAAUGUCAUCCGCUACAUCCAGCUCACAGAGAUGAAGAUUCGCCGAAAUGCCCAAAGGGAGAAGAAAGAGGCGACAUAAUCUCGCUCUGCACCGAUGACUCCGCGCCCGCCGUAACUUUCAAGCCCCACUGUGCCACCUAGACCUUAAACGCCACAAUUCAGAGGUCCUAGCGUGAAAUCAUGCAUUUGUUUGCUUUUGCCUUGCACUCCACACGGUUGCCGGUUAUGUGAUUGAACUUCAUUGUUGUCUGCUUGGAGUGUUAUUGUUGGGGCUGUUUUUUUUCUUUUCUUGGGGGCAUGGGGCUUUAAUGAGAGAAAUACCGUACCAGUUUUGUUUUGUUUGUUUUUUUCCUUGUAUCUCUCCUCAAACCACUAAACCCAUUGAGUAAAAUCCAUGUGUUCUAACCAUUCCAAACUGAUGCACUGCCAGUCCAGACAUUGCACAUAAAGGCCAUACACCUAGUGGGGCAACAAGGUCCACAGUUCAGAGUAUCCGGAGGCGAGUGUUGCCGUAAAUUAUCACCUGCCCUUGCACAAGAUGUCUUUUCAAUGCCUUGGAGUAAGUGAGUUACAACCACCUAUACUUGUGUCACCUUACGCCGAUUUUGAAAGUACUGCAAAAGUCACAGUUUUUUAUACUCUUGAUUAUAACUGCAGUGACGGUGCUUUCAGUAAGUUAGUUUAUAGAAAAAAAAACUAAACUAAACAAAAAAAAACAGGGAAAACAAGAGCACAUGAUUGCCAGUAGUGGAGAUGAGCUCUAAAGACAUAUCAUAUAUGUACAUAGGCAACUUUAUAAAGUCACAUGACUUAUAUGAUGCAAAGGGAAGCUUAUUUGUGUUUAUUAAUGCCAAAAUAAAAGCACUUCAUUCACAGCAUUUUACUGUGUGUUCAGAUGUAUGUGUAUAGUGAAAGUGUAAUAAAUGUGUCUAUUGAUCGAAAUCCUUCUCCUUUUGUGGUGCUGCUGAUGAUUCCCAUGGGAAUUAGUUAAACCACAUGAAUCACAUUUUUAGUCAGUUUCACAUUUUGUGUCAAAGCUUUUCAAGAUCCAUCUUCUGCAACUGAGAUAGAGAGGAUUUAGAGGCUAUAGGGUCAGCACCCCUAAACUUGUUCUGUUCCUCAAACCCUUCUCUUGUGGUGUGGUAGUGGACUCAAAAAGAGGCCUCUGUAGAAU
Messenger RNA from Menidia menidia (Atlantic silverside), 2169 nucleotides. Lineage: Eukaryota; Metazoa; Chordata; Actinopteri; Atheriniformes; Atherinopsidae. The record is from the annotation of a GenBank genome assembly.